GACAUUUCAUUUUUAUUUUGUUGAAAAAAGAAUGGUGCGCCUUCGUAGUGCUAAACUUUAAAUGCAAUUUUCUAAAAUAAUUAACUACAAUCGGCAUUAACUUUAAUAACUAAUAUAUAAACAAUUAUUAAUAGUUUAUUAAUAACAAUUCAGAUCUCGUUGGUUUAUCCACCAUUUCUCAAGGCCAUUUAACAUAGCCUACAAAAAAAAAAAAAACAACAAUGUCUGCAUUUACCGAAUCGGCAUUGUUAAAAAAACUCCAAGAAUUAAAUUCUAGCCAACAGAGUAUUCAAACAUUGUCUCUGUGGCUAAUUCAUCAUCGAAAACACCAUCAAGCAAUUAUUAAAACAUGGUACAGAGAAUUACAAAAUGUCCCCGAAUCAAAAAAACUAACCUUUAUGUAUCUUGCCAACGAUGUUAUACAAAAUAGCAAAAAGAAAGGUCCCGAAUAUGGUCGAGAAUUCGGAGUUGUUCUCCAAAAAGUCUUUGCUUACAUUGGAGAGAAUUGUAGCAAUGACAAACUCUUUGGUAGUUUGGGUAGAAUUUUAAAUAUUUGGGAAGAACGUGGUGUUUAUGAUAAUAAGCUUAUUGCUGAUUAUAGAGCCAAGUUAAAUAAAGUUUCUGAACCAAAAGAAUCAGCUCCUCCAACCAAAGAGAAAGAUAAAGAAAAGAAACUUAAAAGAACACGAUCAAACUCUGGUUCCGAUAAAAAAGAAAAAGUUGCAAAACCCGAGGAAGGCAAUGGAGUAGUUACAGAAAUUGAUUUAAGUCCACAUUUGCCACUUGGCGAUCCUCCAGAACCUGAAGAGCUUAUCAAGGCUUUGAUGGAGCUGGAGAAUUCAGCUUCGAGUGAUGCAAUUGUGAGAGAGAGAAUUGCUAAUUUGCCACCGGAGAUAUCGGAAAUUACAUGUUUGGCAAAAUUGGAAGAUAAAGAUGCUGCAAAAGCAUUGGCAACGCAGGUUAAUGAAGCAGUUCAAUUAUUAAAUGAAUAUAAUACAAGACUUGCAUCGGAAAUGGAAGAGCGUACAAAAUUGACAACGAUGUUGAGGGAUUUUCAAGCCGAACAAAAAGAACUUUUAGCACAAGCUGAGGAGAGGCAUGAGGAAUAUAGUCAAAAACUGCUUAAAUUGAAGGCUGUCCAAAAAGAACUGCAUGAUCAUCUCUCUAAUCUACCCGACUUGACACAGCUCCCCGAUGUAACUGGUGGCUUAGCCCCACUUCCAUCAGCUGGUGAUCUCUUUAACAUUCAUUGAAGAAGAACAAUUGAAGAUUUUCUUUAAACAAAAAUAAUACCUUACGUAAAUUUAAAUAUAAUUAAACAAUUAAAAUUACACUUAUAAUUAAUAUACACACAUAGGGUAUACUAAAAACUUGGCAAGAUUGUCUCUGCUUACCGUUAUCUUUAUAAAUUUUUCUUUUUUUUUCAAAAUAAGUUUGAAACUUUUCGUUUUAAAAAAAUAUUAACUAAAAAAUAUUUAUGUGCUUUUUACAAUUAAAAAAAAAAAAAAAAUUGUAACAAAAUGUUAAGACUUUUUGGACAAAUCCGAAUUAAACACAAAUUAAAUCACAAAAAAAUGAUUCACAGUUUGAUUUUGAAAAACAACAAAUAUACCACAACUGCAUGUCGUAAAUGGGAAUGUUUUUUUUUUUUU
Messenger RNA from Episyrphus balteatus (marmalade hoverfly), 1652 nucleotides. RefSeq names its product regulation of nuclear pre-mRNA domain-containing protein 1B. NCBI's taxonomy places the organism in Eukaryota, Metazoa, Arthropoda, Insecta, Diptera, Syrphidae. Gene Ontology annotation, biological process: mRNA 3'-end processing. The record is from RefSeq and is a predicted model, not a curated record. The transcript is spliced from 4 exons. Gene Ontology annotation, molecular function: RNA polymerase II complex binding. Bases 222 to 1253 code for a protein of 343 amino acids. Gene Ontology annotation, cellular component: RNA polymerase II, holoenzyme.